UGCGCAUGCUCGUGUAAGCGAGGAAGAUGGCGGCGCCCUGCAGGACUCUGCUGAGGUCGGCUGUGGAAGGUCUUUGCUACUUAUCAACCAGAAGACUCUGUUUAAGGGCAGCUCAUGUGCAGAGCGUGACCAAUCACAGAUCACAGCAGUCUGUCUUACACUGCAGAGCUCUUCACUGCAGCCACUACCCUUUACUAAGCAGUACUAAGACAGAACCUCAGAAAGCAGCAGAAGCACCAAACACAACAGAGACUGCAAGCGAACAAAAAAAGACAGAAGACGAUGAGGUGGAGGAAGAUUACGGACCAGAGUAUAUUCCCAAACGGAAGGCGAAAAAUCCAAUGAUGAUAAUAGGAUAUGCAUGGAUUAUUGGUCUUCCCACUGGUAUAAUUGGGUUUAUUCUGGCUAAGAAGCAGGUGGACAAGAACAGACUGAAGCAGCUAAGAAUCCGGCAAAGGAUGAAGAAGGCCAACGAGGGAGAGUAUGAAAGAGAGCGCUACAAACCCGCAGCAGGGCUGACUGACUGACUGACUGACUGACUGACUGUAUGAAAUGUUACCUCUUUUGCAUCCAGGUUUGCCUUUUUUUGGGGGUUAUCAAUGAAAACACAAUGAAAAGCAUCAUAUAUCAAAUUAAGUGCAUUAUUUUAAAACCAAACCUGAAAAUAAAUAUUGGCUUUGUCCAGUGCCAGACUAUCAUGUGGAGAAUAAAAUACAAAUCUGACACAUCUCAUUAGAAUAAGAUUAGGACUGGUCUUAAAGUUCUUAAACUAGGCUGAUUCUCACACACUUGUAUAUGUUGGAUCUCGUAAGAGCUUCAGUUGCCAUCUUAAAAAUCAGCUGGGAAGUGAGUCAGCUACUCUCUGCAUCAUUAUUGAAAGAAUAUGUUUGUAUAUAGACUCAAGCCUGUGAUUGGGCUUCAUGCACUGCGCAUGUGGUGCCUAAACAGAAUCUGCUUUGUGUGCAAAACCCACUUUCAGACCAAACAUUGAAUUUUACAAGCUCCCUUUAUUUACACAUGACAUUUAGGAAAGACAUCUCUGUUUACUUAUGUAUAAAUGCCUCCAAAAUAACUAAAUGUAUAAAGGCAUCAAAAAUAAUCUGUUCUACAUUUAUUGUACAGUAAAAUAAGGUUGACUACAAAGUAAAAGAUUAUUGUUAUA
This is a messenger RNA of Colossoma macropomum (tambaqui), 1162 nucleotides long. Its product is annotated as DUF4748 domain-containing protein. Lineage: Eukaryota; Metazoa; Chordata; Actinopteri; Characiformes; Serrasalmidae. The transcript is spliced from 3 exons. The record is from RefSeq and is a predicted model, not a curated record. Bases 27 to 527 code for a protein of 166 amino acids.